AUGGCGAGUCGAGGAAACGCUCCUGCACAUUCGCAGGCUUCGUUGCCCGCUCUUCCCGCACACCUGCAAUCGGACACCCACCUGACCGCCCAUCUUGCGAGCCGUUUCCAUGUCUCGCUACCGACAGCAAGGCUGUCGUCGCAGGGAUUGAUAUGUCUCAACACUUUCACAUCUUCCAGUCGGGGCCCGAAUGGAGACAAGGAAGGGAGUGCCAUGGGGGAGGCAGAAGACUUGGCUCGGAGGGCUUGGACGAGACUGGGAAACAGGGCAGAAGAUCAGGCUGUCGUAUUUUUCGGAGAGUCUGGGUCAGGAAAGACCACGGUCAGGUCGCACCUGCUUUCCUCCUUCCUCUCCUUUUCUUCAACACCGCUCUCCUCGAAGUUGUCCCUCGCUGCCUUUGUAUUUGAUACUCUAACGACCACCAAAACUACCACAACACAGACGGCGUCCAAAGCGGGCUUGUUUUACGAGUUGCAAUAUGAUGCUUCAUCUACUAUGCCUAUCCUCAUCGGAGGCAAAUUGUUGGACCACCGCCUGGAAAGGAGUCGCAUCUCACAUGUCCCUACCGGGGAAAGGAGCUUUCAUGUGUUAUAUUACCUUCUCGCCGGCACGAGUGCAGCCGAAAAGUCUCACCUCGGGCUUAACGGCCAGGUGAAUGUUUCAACAGGUGGUACUGGGCUGGGUAGAUCAGCGUCGGUGGCACAGAAGAGAUGGAGAUAUCUGGGUCACCCAACGCAGAUGAAGGUGGGCAUAAAUGACGCCGAAGGCUUCCAACACUUCAAAAACGCCCUGCGCAAGCUGGAAUUUCCUAGAACAGAGAUUGCGGAGAUCUGCCAGGUGCUCGCGGCGAUCCUUCAUAUCGGCCAGCUGGAAUUCGGUACCGGACAAGCUACCCUGACCGCAGCAGAAGAGAGUGGCGGCUAUUCGCACGAAGGCGGCGAAACGGUGACGGUCGUCAAAAACAGGGACACACUCGCUAUCGUUGCGGCCUUCUUGGGCCUGAGCCUUCCGGACCUUGAAGAGAGCCUGAGGUAUAAGACCAAGACUAUUCACCGUGAGCGCGUCACCGUCAUGCUGGACACUAAGGGUGCUCGUGAAAACGCUGACGAGCUGGCCACAACUCUGUACUCGUUGUUGGUCACGUACAUCAUCGAAAGUAUCAACCAAAAGAUAUGCGCCGCCGAAAACUCCGUCGCGAACACCAUCUCCAUCGUGGACUUUCCCGGUUUUGCCGACCAUUCUUCCACGGGAUCAGUUCUUGAUCAAUUGCUGAACAAUGCGGCGAACGAAUCGCUAUUUAACACCUGCCUGCACAGCUUUUUUGAAAAGACAGCCGAGAUGCUGGAAAGCGAAGAAGUCAGCGUCCCGGCAACGAGUUAUUUUGACAAUUCUGACGCGGUUCGUGGACUGCUCAAGCACGGGAAUGGCUUGUUGUCCAUCCUUGAUGACCAGACGCGGCGUGGGCGGACAGAUAUGCAAUUUCUAGAAAGCUUGCGAAAGAGGUUUGAGAACAAGAACAAAGCUAUCAGCGUCAGCAGCUCAACAUCAACUAUGCCGGGCAGCAACUUUGCCACUACGAACCUUGCAGCUUCUUUCACCGUCCGUCAUUACGCCGGUGAGGUUGAUUACCCCGUCCACAGUUUGGUCGAGGAGAAUGGGGACGUUGUCUCUGGGGACUUGAUGAAUAUGAUCAAGGCCACUAAAAGUGACUUCGUAGCCAGUCUGUUCGGUCAAGAAGCCUUAAACACAAUCAGUCAUCCGGCCGAGAAGACCGCCAUUGUCCAAGCCCAAGUCAGCUCAAAGCCCCUGCGCAUGCCCAGCGUAUCGAGAAAGAAGCACAACCAAUUGAGCCGGAUGGCUAGUCGAAGAGCAGAUCGCUCCCCAGCUCGCGAGGAAUACGAGCCCAUACCUGGCACAGAAGAAGCCAGGCUCAGACGCACAAAAUCCACUGCGACCGGGUUGACCCAGGGUGCUGCGGCUCAAUUCUUGUCAGCUCUGGACAAUAUCACGAAGUCGCUGACAGCCCCCAACGUGAACAAUUACUACGUCUUCUGCCUGAAGCCCAAUGAUAGGCGAAUAGCGAAUCAGUUCGACAGCAAGUGUGUUCGCCAACAAGUCCAGAUGUUUGAGAUAGCUGAAAUCAGUCAGAGGCUGCGGACCGCUGAUUUCAGUGUUUUCCUGCCAUUUGGGGAGUUCCUCGGGGUUGCGGAUAUUGACACAGGCGUUGUUGGAAGCGACCGCGAAAAAGCCCAGCUUGUGCUUGACUCUAAACACUGGCCUGCAAACGAGGCCAGGGUCGGGAAUACCGGCGUCUUCCUGAGCGAACGUUGCUGGGCUAGCAUUGCACUCACGGGAUCACAGAAUGCUGCCUACUUUGGUGGAGAGCUUGAUCCGCUCUCGGGACCCGAUACAGCUGGCCAUAAUCCCUUUAGUGACUCCAAGGCCCGGUUAGUUUCUACUGAUGGGACACCGGGAUCCUUUUAUGAUGACGAAACUAAAGGAGGCGGCUACUUCGGCACCCGGGAACUCGACGCCAAAUCCGACGCUGGAGUAUCUGCAUUCCAAUCGGGCGAUAUGUUCCGGAACCUCGAAACCAAAGAGGAGCUGGCUGAAAAGGGUAACAAGAAGAAAAUGGAAGAAAUCGACGUUGUUCCCGUUUCGUCCAGUCGAAAAAGAUGGCUUGCCAUUGUUUACUUCCUUACCUGGUACCUGCCUGACUUUGCGAUCAAGUGGGUCGGAGGCAUGAAACGAAAGGAUGUGCGAACAGCCUGGAGGGAAAAGUUUGCCAUCAACCUGCUUAUAUGGCUAAGCUGUGGCUUCGUGAUAUUUUUCAUCAUCGUCUUCCCCGAACUGAUCUGUCCGAAGCAACAUGUGUACUCGGCAGCCGAGCUAUCCUCCCAUGAUGGCAAAGGCAAGCACAGCUCAUAUGUGGCGAUCCGAGGCCAAGUUUUUGAUUUGGGCGCAUUCAUGCCCAAUCACUACCCUAAAAUCAUCCCUCAGGCCUCGCUCAAGAAGUAUGCUGGCGUUGAUGCUACUGCAUUGUUCCCUGUACAAGUCUCGGCUCUAUGUCAAGGCAAAGACGGACGAGUAGACCCGGCUGUUCAGCUGGACUACACUGCAACCAACAUCAGCGGAUCUGCCAGCGUCAUCAGCUCUACUGACGCCAACCGGCGCUACCAUGAUUUCCGGCAUUUCACCAACGACUCCCGGCCAGAUUGGUUCUACGAGCAAAUGAUCAUGCUCAAGGCCAACUACCGUAAGGGAAGCGUUGGGUACACUCCCCAGUAUGUGAAGACGCUGGCGAAGAAAUCGAAGUCCAUCGCCAUCUUGAAUGACAGGGUCUACGAUUUCACCACUUACAAUGAAGGCGGACGGAGUGUACGAGCUCCGCCGGGGCAGAAAGUACCCACCGGAGUCGACACCGAUUUCAUGGAUUCGCUGGUGGUCGACCUCUUCACUCAGCGAGCUGGCCACGAUGUUACUAAAUAUUGGAACACACUUCCUCUCGACUCGGGCCUAAGGAGCCGGAUGCAGAUUUGUCUCGACAACCUGUUCUUUGUCGGCGUGACGGACACUAGAAACUCGGCAAAGUGCCUUUUCGCCCGAUAUAUUCUGCUCGUUGUAUCGGUCAUGCUUUGCAGCGUGAUCGGAUUCAAGUUCUUCGCUGCGCUCCAAUUUGGCGGGAAGAACGUACCCGAGAAUCUGGAUAAGUUCGUCAUCUGCCAGGUGCCGGCUUACACAGAGGACGAAGACUCCCUUCGCCGUGCCAUCGACUCUGCAGCUCGUAUGCGGUACGACGACAAACGCAAACUGCUCAUUGUGGUUUGUGACGGCAUGAUUAUCGGGCAGGGUAACGAUCGGCCUACACCUCGCAUCGUCCUGGACAUUCUGGGCGUUUCUGAAACGGUCGAUCCCGAACCCCUCAGCUUCGAGUCACUCGGCGAAGGUAUGAAGCAACACAAUAUGGGCAAAGUCUACUCGGGUCUUUACGAGGUACAGGGCCACAUUGUGCCAUUCAUGGUGGUUGUCAAGGUUGGAAAGCCGUCGGAGGUCUCCAGGCCUGGAAACAGAGGGAAGCGUGACUCUCAAAUGGUCAUCAUGCGCUUCCUCCACCGCGUUCAUUAUAACAUGCCGAUGAGUCCCCUGGAGCUUGAGAUGCACCACCAGAUUCGUAACAUCAUCGGGGUGAAUCCCACCUUCUACGAGUUCAUGCUCCAGAUUGACGCCGACACGGUGGUUGCGCCCGAUUCUGCCAACCGCAUGGUAUCGGCGUUCUUGCGUGACACUCGCUUGAUCGGCGUGUGUGGAGAGACGUCACUCUCCAACGCCAAAUCGUCCUUCAUCACGAUGAUCCAAGUUUACGAGUAUUACAUCUCGCACAACCUCACCAAGGCCUUCGAAUCGUUGUUUGGCUCUGUGACCUGUCUUCCUGGCUGUUUCACCAUGUAUCGCAUCAGAACAGCCGAGACGGGCAAACCCCUGUUCGUCAGCAAGGAAAUCAUUCAGGACUAUUCCGAGAUCCGAGUCGACACGCUGCACAUGAAGAAUCUGCUCCAUCUGGGUGAAGACAGGUAUCUCACCACUCUGCUGCUCAAGCACCAUUCAAAGUACAAGACAAAGUACAUUUUCCACGCCCACGCCUGGACGAUUGCUCCCGACAGCUGGACGGUCUUCAUGUCCCAGCGGCGUCGAUGGAUCAACAGUACGGUCCACAACUUGAUUGAGUUGAUACCUCUGCAGCAACUCUGCGGUUUCUGCUGUUUUAGCAUGCGGUUUGUCGUGUUCCUGGACCUAUUGUCCACGAUUGUGGCCCCAGUCACGGUGGCUUACAUUGUAUAUCUCAUCGUCAUUCUUGCCAUUUCGUCGGACGUGAUCCCGCUGACGGCGUUUAUCCUACUGGGUGCGAUAUACGGUCUGCAAGCGAUCAUUUUCAUCCUACGCCGCAAGUGGGAGAUGGUGGGUUGGAUGAUAGUGUAUAUUCUGGCGAUGCCUGUCUUCUCUCUAGGUUUGCCGUUGUACGCAUUUUGGCAUAUGGACGACUUCAGCUGGGGUAAUACCCGUCUCAUCCGGGGCGAAAAUGGCAAGCAGAUUUUGCUCACGGACGAGGGCAAGUUUGAUCCCGACUCGAUUCCCAAGAAGAAAUGGGAAGAGUAUCAGGCAGAGCUCUGGGAUGCACAAACACAACGCGACGAUGCUCGAUCUGAAGUGUCAGGUUACAGCUACGGAACCAAAUCUUAUCUUCCGACCGGAUCAAUCUACGGCGGCGGGUAUAGCGACACACAACAGCUUAUACCUCCUUCCAGGUCUGUAUCACAGCUUGACAUGCACCCACCGGCAUACAGUGGUGGGUACAGCCAGUCCAGGCUGUCAUUGGCGCCCUCGGAGAUGCUGGGCAGUGCAGUGAUGCCUAGUGGGCGCUCGGUCGCCGACAUGGAGAUGGCGGAUUUGACCGGGGUGCCUGCGGACGACACACUUCUGAACGAGAUCCGGGACAUUUUGAGAACGGCCGAUCUGAUGACAGUGACAAAGAAGGGCAUCAAGCAAGAAUUGGAGCGUCGGUUCAACAUCAACCUGGACGUGAAGCGGGCGUAUAUUGGAAGUGCUACCGAAGCGAUCUUGUCUGGCCAACUAUGA
Molecule: messenger RNA, 5634 nt
Organism: Capronia coronata CBS 617.96
Lineage: Eukaryota; Fungi; Ascomycota; Eurotiomycetes; Chaetothyriales; Herpotrichiellaceae
Product: chitin synthase
Exons: 3
Coding region: 1-5634 (1877 amino acids)
Cellular component (GO): cell septum; myosin complex; cell periphery
Molecular function (GO): cytoskeletal motor activity; ATP binding; chitin synthase activity
Source: RefSeq, a predicted model, not a curated record